Colletotrichum chrysophilum is the source of this 261-nucleotide messenger RNA. It is a transcript of the gene COX12, whose product is annotated as Cytochrome c oxidase subunit 6B. Gene Ontology annotation, cellular component: mitochondrion; respiratory chain complex IV. Bases 1 to 261 code for a protein of 86 amino acids. The transcript is spliced from 4 exons. NCBI's taxonomy places the organism in Eukaryota, Fungi, Ascomycota, Sordariomycetes, Glomerellales, Glomerellaceae. The record is from RefSeq and is a predicted model, not a curated record.
AUGGCCGACGAUCAGGAACUCGUUACCAAGCCCUUCAAGUUCGUCACUGGCACCGAUGCCCGCUUCCCGAACAUGAACCAGACCAAGCACUGCUGGCAGAACUACGUCGACUACCACAAGUGCAUCAACGCCAAGGGCGAGGACUUCGCCCCCUGCCGCCAGUUCUGGCUCGGCUACCGCUCCCUCUGCCCCUCCGGCUGGUACCAGCGCUGGGAUGAGCAGCGCGAGGCCGGCAACUUCCCCGUCAACCUGAACGCAUAA